Pseudomassariella vexata is the source of this 3047-nucleotide messenger RNA. Its product is annotated as nucleolar protein 14. Lineage: Eukaryota; Fungi; Ascomycota; Sordariomycetes; Amphisphaeriales; Pseudomassariaceae. The transcript has 3 exons. Gene Ontology annotation, cellular component: nucleolus; small-subunit processome; Noc4p-Nop14p complex. The coding region runs from base 90 to 2807 and encodes 905 amino acids. The record is from RefSeq and is a predicted model, not a curated record. Gene Ontology annotation, biological process: maturation of SSU-rRNA.
CUUUUUUCAACUCCAACAGAAGAACAUUGACAAAACUCUCCGCCACGAUCACGAACUUGGCCUAUUUUCUUUGACAUUUCGCAUUUAAUAUGGCCGGCUCGCAGCUCAAGAGGCUGAAGGCCUCGUUACACGAGCAAGGUCUCAUUGGCCCCCAGAAAUCCAAGAAGCAGCGAAAAUCUCAACCAGAGCGAGCGAAGAAUAACAAGCGACUCGAGAAGCUAGAGGAAAUUAGGGAACAAUUCAACCCAUUCGAUUUGAAACACAAUGUUCGCGGUCCCAAGUUCCAGGUUACCAGCAACCGUCCCGAUAUGGGAAAUGCGUCCAAGAAGAUACAGGGUCGGCCGACCGACGCAAGAGGUGCUGGCGAAGAACAGCGCCGACAAACUCUUCUGGUUGAGAUGCAAAGGAGACAAAAGGUUGGCGGGAUACGCGAUAGACGUUUUGGCGAGAACGAUCCCACCAUGGCGCCCGAAGACAAGAUGUUAGAACGAUUUGCGCGCGAGAAAAUGGCCAACCACAAAAGGUCUGGCAUGUUCGAUCUGGAAGACGACGAAUCCAAUGUCGGCUUCGGUCUUACCCAUAUGGGGAAAUCAUUGUCGUUGGAUGGCCCAUCCUUGGUUGACGACUAUGAUGAAAUGGACGAAGGCUCCGCUGGAGAUUCUGACGACGAAGGACACAAAGCAUAUUUAAAGCGCAAGGCUCUUACAGAGGUUGCAUUCCCUGAUGACGAUGCAGAUGCCGAGGAUGGCCAACCCGAACGAAAGAAGUCAAAACAGGAGGUCAUGAAAGAAGUUAUUGCGAAGUCCAAGUUCUACAAGUAUGAGCGACAAGCAGCUAAAGAUGCCGACGAAGACCUUCGGGAGGAAUUGGACAAGGAGCUGCCGGAUUUACACAUGUUACUUCUCAACAGAGGGAUGGAAAAGAAACCUACCUCUCUUGAGGACCAAGAAGCUGCUACCACCGCUGAAAGGGAGCAACUUGACCGUGCCUACGACUUGCGAGUAAGACAAUUAGCUCAAGACAAAAGAGCACAGCCCACAGAACGGAUGAAGACAGCAGAAGAGCAGGCUGAGGAGGCGUCAGCGAGACUAAAAGAGCUGGAGGAGAAGCGCAUUAGGCGAAUGCAGGGCCAGGCAGAGAGCGACAGCGAGAGCGAGGACGAUGAUGCGGAAGCGGAAGAUGAACCCGUCAAUGGACCCAUCAAAUUUACUGAAAAUGAUGAAGACGAUGGGUUUGGUCUCGGAAAAAUCAAGAUACGGCCGACUGCCCAAGAACUAGGCUUCGACGACGAGGAUGACUUCAUGGUCGAAGACGAUUUGGUGGCCAGUGGAUCUGACGUCUCGGCUGUUGAAGAUGAAGACGACGGAUCCUCGGAUGAAGAUGACGAUUCUGACGACGUUGAUGGAGUUGUGGAGGAUGACGACAAUGAAUUCACCAAGGGUCUAACACUCGAUAGUUCUGCUCAGGCCACGAACAUCGCAGACGACCCAGAAGGACUACCAUCCAUGUUUCCGUGUCCUGAAACGCAGGAAGAGCUCUUGGGCAUCUUGGAAUGCAACAAGAUAACUCUGGAGAAGCUACCAACUAUGGUGCAGAAAAUUCGAGCUGUGUAUCACCCGCGUCUCGACAGUGCCCAUGCGACCAAGAUCGCACAAUUUUCCAGGGUCCUUAUUCAACACCUACCCUACUUAUGCUCAUUCCCCACCCUUCCACCAUUUUCAGUGAUUGAGAGCCUGAUCCGCCACAUUCAUUCUCUGGCGAAAACCUACCCGAUUCAAGUGGCAGAAGAAUUCAUAUGCCAGCUCGAGGACUUCGGAAAAACCCGACCCCUUGCCCCAACUCUAGGCGAUAUUAUUGUAUUGACGGCGGUCGGGACGAUAUUUCCAACGUCUGAUCAUUUCCACCAAGUCGCUACUCCUGCCACGCUUUUGAGCGCGCGCUACCUGGGCCAAAAAGUGCCAUUCAGCAUACAGGAGUACGCGAAAGGGGCUUACCUUGCGAUUCUGAUCUUGCAGUACCAGCGUGUUUCCAAGCGAUAUGUCCCGGAGAUAACGAACUUCUGCCUCUAUACGUUAUACUCCUUGGCACCCAAGCAGCUCAAGACAGGGCUCGGCUGGUUCCCUCUACACAGCCCUCCUACAGAGAUGCGCAUUCGCAGGGCGCGCUCUGUGGAGGUGAGGAAAUUGUCCUGUCUUGACUGUGUUAAAUCGGCCUUCACGGAGAAAGAGGCUCUGUCAGCAAGGGUUGCAGUAUUCCAUUCUAUGAUGGAAAUUCUAGAUGUCGCAGCAGAUACGUGGACUGGAAAGACAUCUUUUCUAGAGACGUUCCAACCCUUCUCCAACAUCCUUGCGCACCUUGCCAUCCCGAGUUGCAGAUCCGAGCUGCCAGAAGCCCUGAACACGCACAUCAUCAAAUCAAAAGCGAAAAUGGAUCGCAUGCUCAAUCUAGCACAACUAGCUCGCAGACCCCUGGAACUACACCACCACAAACCCCUGGCAAUCAGGGCGAACUAUCCCAAGUUUGAAGACUCCUACGAUCCCAACAAGCAUUACGAUCCUGAUCGCGAACGUGCUGAGGCUGCCAAGCUGCGCGCUGAGCACAGGAAGGAGCGCAAGGGCGCAAUGCGCGAGUUGAGGAAGGAUGCCGCCUUUGUGUCGAGGGAAAAGCUGCGGGUCAAGAAGGCGAAGGAUGCGGCCUAUGAGAAGAAGUACAAGAGACUCGUGGCGGAGAUCCAGGGCGAGGAGGGCCGUGAGUCAAACGCAUACGAGAGGGAGAAGGCGCAGAGGAAGCGGGCUUCGAAGAGGUGAGGUGAUUUGUGUAUAUUAAGAGACAGACGAUUGCGUAUAUGAUGGCGGCAUGGCUUGGCCAAAGGUUUGACCUAGGAUAAAGGGCAACCGGGCAAUGGAAAAGGUGAUGCAAAAUGGAUUGUCGAUGGGAUAUGUCUUUAUAGAUAUGUCGGUGUGUAUAACGGGUGACUGAUGUUAUUUCUCAUCUUUACCCAACAUGAGCUCUCAGAUCCUUGGUCCAAAGCAGCCCCUUUGCGUAUG